AUGGCCGGCCUGCAGCAUCAACAGCAGCCGCCGCACCAGCGGCAACAAGGCCCCCGGGCGUUGCCGUCCCCCGGCCCGGCUGCCCCGGCCCUCAAGCAAAUCCUCCUGCCGGGGCACCUGGCCCGGCGUGGGCUUCGCUCCUUGUCGUCCUUCCCACCGGCCACGGUGCCCCCCUCCGUGGGGGCCCAGUCCCCGGCUGGUGGCCUCCUGGCUCGCUGGUGCCGGCGUCAGCACGCGGCGCUGCUCAGCUCGGGCCGGUCGCGCAUCUCGGUGCUCCCGCGAUCCGGGGUCCUGGCUCCGAUGGGGCCGGUGGCCGGGCUCCGGACCCCGGCCGCCGGGCUGGCCCAUGCUCUCCGGCAGGUUGGCCUGCCGCCUGGCGGCUCCGGCGAGGCGCUUGCACAGCACCCGGUGCGGAGCUACAGCUCCGACGUGAGUGACAUCCGCCGGCAAAUGCGCGCCCUCCUCCAGGACCCGGCGCUGGCCCCGGAGGCGACGCAUGGUGACAUGCUGACGGCCGUGACGCCGACCGCGCCAGCUACCGGCGGCGGCGGCGGCGGCGGCGGCGGCGGCGGCGGCACGCCCCGUUCCCCCACUCCCCCUGCCUCGAGAUCACGCAUCUCCAGCGCCCUCUGGGAGGGCCCGUCCUUCCGGACUCUCGCCGGCCCGGGCGCCCCGGAGCUCGGCCAGAAGAAUGCGGCCGGCGGCAGAGAUCGCCCCGGCCCCAACAUGCAGGCGGCCCGGGCGCGGCAGCUCGACCGAGCCCGGCUCUUUCAGCAUGAGCUCCCGCAUGCGCGGCUGCAGCGUGAUCGGCAGACACUGCGGCGCGCUACCUUCUCCUCGGCGGAUGCCGGGCAAUUCCGCUUUGUCCUGGGCCCAGAGCGACGUCGGGCGUGUCCGGUUCCCCGGCGGCCGAUCCCCCCCCCGGCGGCCGUGUGGCCGGUGCCGAUGGGGGACAUCGCGGCGGCGGCCGCCGCCCGUGGCCUGGCCAAACGCUAUCAGGCCACUUGGCAGCAGGUAACCACUUCCCCCUCGGAGCAGGCCCCGGCGUCGCAUCCGGAUCUGGCCACCCUGGCGGUCUUGUCGCUGCCCAGCCAGCCGGCUAUCGGGCUGGGGAUCCCGGUCGAGCCGCUGCCCUCGGCGCCCGGCCGCUCCGGCAAGGGCCUUCACCGGGCCAUCAACAGCUGUCGGACGGCCGAGGAGUUCCGCCAGCUGGCGGCCAGUUGGCUGGCGCGCAAUCACUCCGAGAGCUGGCCCUUCCCGCCGGCUCGUCACGCGAGCCUGACCAAUGCCAUCUACAUGGCCUUUGCCUUUGACCAGUCGCCCGAAAACAUGGCCCGGUUUGCUUCCGCCAAUCGGGAGGACGCCCCCCCGGGCAUGGCGGCCACGCCGCCCUCUGCCAAGGAGCCAGGCGACCUCUUCACCGGGGACAUGGCCUUGGUGCUGGAGCUUGCCCGGCGGGGGGUGCACUUUGCGCAAGGCCGGGCGGCCCAUCCCGCGGCGGCCGCCGCUCGGGUUCUCCUGCUGCGUGGGGAAACGGCACGGGUGCGCCAGCUUCUGCGCCUGGCCCGACAGAAGGCCCUUGCUCCCGGGGGAUCGGGACAGGCGGCGGUUGCCGUGCUCGGGGUCCUGGCGGCGCGGGCCACCCUCGGGCCGGCUGCCUUCUUCGAUGAUCUCAACAUUUUGGACGUCACGGCCACCGGCCGGUCGGCCGACAUGGCCGAUCCGGAGCGCCUGAUCCAUGUGCCGGAAUCCCUGGUCCGGCACCUGCCGAUGGCCGUGCGCCGGGGCGUCCGGCUGAUCAACGUCCUGGCCGGCGAUUGUCAACAGCUCUUUGAUACGGGCCAUGCGAUGGCCGCCGGCCAGGACACCCCGGACGCCAAAUUGCCGGAGGACUGCGAGAUGGCGGUCGCCACAUUGGCCGACGGCCUGGCCGGGCUGCUGCGCCUGUCGGCCGCCGGGUCCAUGGGUCUCUCGCGCGGCCCGGCCGGCGUCCGGUCCUCGGAGCUGGUGCUUCAGUUUGGACACUGGUUGACGGAUGCCCUCUUUGCCCUGGCCGCCGAGGCCAAGCCCGGAUCGCUGCAGGGCCUGGCCGCCGCGCGGGCCAUCAACUCCUCGGUGGGUGUGGUGGCCAUGGCGCAAUUGCUGGUUGCCAGCCAGGGCCCGUAUGUCAAAUUCAGUGUCCUCGCCGAGCGGCUGCCCGAUCAUCAGGGCCCUCUGCUGGCCGGGUACAUCCGGGCGCUGACCGAGCACUUCGGUGCCAUGUCCCAGGAGGAUGGGCUCUUCUUUGGACACAUGUACGAGGCGCAGCUUGCCCUGGAUGAGGCAUGGUCCGUGGCCAGUGACCGCGGGCUCCUGGUCCCCGAUGCCUAUGGGACGAGCUUUCUCCUUCUGUCCAAGCUCGCCGGGUCGCCGCGGCACCAUCUGCACAUGCGCUUGUUGGAAACCGGCACCGGUAUCUUUGACCUGCUCCUGGACGACCUCGAGGCCGGUCUCUUGACCCCGGCCGAGGCGAACGCGGCUCUCAGUCACUUCGGGCACUUUCUGUCCAGCAUGCAACUCUUCCGGUCGGCCGAGCACCUGUUCUCCCUGGCCUUCGGCCCGGAGCGUGGGUCUGAUGUGGACCGGCACCUGCGCGCCCUGUCGCCCCACUUGCGGCAGAUCAAUCCGCCGAGCCGCUCGGGGCCCGACGACCCGAAGGUGCCGGCCCUCCCGCUGGCCGAGUUGCGCUCCCUCCGCCAGCAGCUGGCCAAUGAGUAUAACCACAAUGUGUACAUGGUCCCCGGGGCCCCGGCCCCGGAGCUGCCCCUGGCCCGGCCGGAGGAGCUCCAGGGCAUUGUCCCCCGCCGCCUGCAGUGUGUCCCCCCGUCCGGGGCCGUGUCCUCGCAGUGGCACCAAAAUGCCGGCGGCUGCUGGUCGGACAGUUUGGUGGCCACCUCGGGCGGCGGUGCGACCGAUGCCCCGGAGGCAGCCGGUGUGCCGGAUAAUGCCUGGUCUCGGCGCCGGCAGGAAUUGACCCCGAUGACCGCGGCGGGGGCCUCUCUGCCGAUCCCGGCCUGGUCGAUGGCUCUGCCGGCCGAGGCCGGCCUCUCGGGCCACUGUGCAUGGAUCCUGGCCGCGGCGUCGCACAUGCCGGCCCCAUCCUGGAGCACGGACAUCCUGUUGGUGGAAACCCUCCGGUCGGCGGCGGCCACGCGCCUGGUCCUGGCACGGCUGAACCACGCGAUGGAGCUCUUCUGCCAGCCGGAUCAUCCGGCUGACAUCGCGGCCAUCGAUGAUCCGACUGGCGGCGGCUUGGCAGCCGGGGCCCUGCUGGAUCGGGGCACCGCUGCCGACCUGCUGCCUCUAUACGAAGCAGCCACUACGGCCCUUGCGGCCAUCGAACAGCGAACCACCAGCUUCAUCUCCACCAAGCUGGGCCGGGCGUCCACCCUAUAUCCCCACGCGCGCAAUGCCCUCACCUUCGACAAGGCCCCGCUCGAGGUUUUCCUCGGCCGGGAUUACCGGAUCUCCAUUCAUCAGCACAUUGCCGCUCGCGCGGCGUCCCUGACCUCGUCCUUCGACUUCCGCUCGCGCGAUGCGGUGGCCGCCAAUCUGGCGGCUCUGACCCCCGGCUCGUCGGGGCCCGCCUUCCGGGACUCCCCACUCACGGCGGCCGAAUUCCUGUCACGCUUCGUGGUCAAUGACCUGGAGGAGGCCCCGCCCUACAUGCCGCUGUACCUCAAGUGGCACCCCUUCAGCGAGGAGCUGGGCACCCCGCCGGAGCCAGCCUUCCUCCCGGCCCCGGUGACCAAUCCCUACCUGGCACACUUUGAGCAGCCACUCAUGCAUGAGCUUCGCCAGCUUGUGGCCAUGUCUGACAGCUCGCCGGCCGCCAGCACGGUGCCGGCUGUGGCGCCCAGCCGGCCGCACUGGUCGGCUCCGGCCGCACAACUGCUGUCCGGGGACUUGCUGGUCACCCGGGACCUGGGUGUCCGGGGGGACCAGCUCCAUGCGGAUCUCAUCCAAUUCGCCGGUCUGGACCACCUGCCGCCUCUGGAGCGUGUCAGGCGCGAGGCCCUCUUCCGACCGAUGGUCGAUGGUGCGCUGAUGACUCGGAUGGGUCCGUCAGACGCUCUUGGCGGCCAGGCCGCUUGGCAGGAGCGCUUCGGGUUCCACAUGAACUUCCGCUCGGUCGGCCGGCGGCUGGAUGACAUCCUGUCCUUCGAGGACCCGGAAGAUGCGCAGUUCAUCACCAGUGGCAACCCGACCCUUGGAGGCUUGAACAUCAGCGGCACCAAGCGGCAGAUCGGCCGGCUGGCCAUCGAAGAGGCGAGCCGAAGCUCGCGCGAAGUCCGGAGACCAGGCGCCGGCCAUGCCUCUCCGGACAUGGGGUUCCUACAUGUGGCCCGGCGUGUGACUCCUCCCUUGCCAGUCCUCCGGAGUUUGGCCAACCUCCAUGGCCAGGCGGGCAAUGUCGAUGAGAUGUUUGCCCUGUUUGGACACUUCUUCGCCGACUACCUGGACACCAGCCAGGUAGCCGUGCACCGGCGGCGAACGUUGCAGCAUCUUCAGAAGAGCGCCCUGCUGGCGCUGAUGCAGUCGUCGGCGCGCGCACGCUAUGCGCACUUCUCCCGCUCGGCGGGCAUGGCCCUGACCGGGAGUCCGAUGAGUGUCCCUCUGCCGGCCAAGGCCAUGUUGCCUGGCGGAAUGGACCCCCCCAUGUCGCAGGGUGCUGCCUCCUCCAGCGGGACUUCCUCGUUGGAGGAUCUGGUCGACACGGCCAUCGGGGCUUACUCCAUGGCACGGAUGUCCACCCGACCGGUGCAUGUUCCCGGGCAUCCGGGUGAUCAAUUUGAUUGGCAACAGCGGCAGCUCCAGCAGCCGCACGCAUGGAACCACCCCAUGCAGCCGGGCCAGGAAGCCGCCAGCAUCAGCCGGCCCCCGGUAUCACCCUUCGCCGAUCAGGACUUGCCCACUGGCAGUUCGCGCUGGCUACAGGCAGCCAACCAACUAGUUCCACUCCGGUGUCGGUUCUUGCAGCGCGAGCACUUCCUCCUGUCGCUGGCCCGGCGCAUGGACCGGGUCCGACGGCCGUUGGAUGUCCAAUGGUCGGCGGACCUCCUGUCCCCGCCGGAAUUGGAUGACCAUCUGUUUGGCACGGACCCCCAUGACCAGGUGCAGAUCCCGGGCUUCGAGCGUUUCCAGCCGCCGGUUGCCAUGCCGGCCGACCUGGCCGCCGGGAAGUCCGCCCGGGCUCGGCACCUGUAUGGGCUGCUGUGGUAUUUGCACACCCUGUCGGAGCAAUGCCAGCCCGACAUGUCGGUUCUCCUGGGCGAGCGUUUCCCCCUGCGGCCCGGAAGAGCCACCUUGGCCAGCCUGGUGCUGGCUCUCGGGCCCACGGUGCUGGACCAGGUCCCGGAGGCCUCGGCCUUCGGAGGCAGCAGUACCAGCGCCUAUCGGCCGCACCUGCUGGGCCUGGUCCAGGGGCUGGUCAGGCCCCCGGUGGAUACCGGGCUGCUGCACACCGCCCUGCAGGUGGCCACCGAGUCCGGCGACCAGGAAAUGCAAGCCGAGUUGAGCCGCUGUGUGGGGGCUCUGGCCCGGUAUGCCGAAGUGUAUGCUGACAUUUUUGCCGCCUUCGAUCCAAAGGAUCCCUGCUGGCGUGCCGCCUCGCUGGCCUUCGCCGAAGCGCACCGGAUCUUCCGGCUGGAGUUGCUCCAGCAGCAGCCAGCCACCGAGGUCUCAUCCAUUCUUUGAAGGCC
This is a messenger RNA of Fonticula alba, 5741 nucleotides long. RefSeq lists its product as hypothetical. The record is from RefSeq and is a predicted model, not a curated record. Lineage: Eukaryota; Rotosphaerida; Fonticulaceae. Bases 1 to 5736 code for a protein of 1911 amino acids. The transcript has 5 exons.